This is a messenger RNA of Podarcis raffonei (Aeolian wall lizard), 2298 nucleotides long. Its product is annotated as olfactory receptor 1B1-like. The coding region runs from base 1054 to 1989 and encodes 311 amino acids. Lineage: Eukaryota; Metazoa; Chordata; Lepidosauria; Squamata; Lacertidae. Gene Ontology annotation, biological process: G protein-coupled receptor signaling pathway. Gene Ontology annotation, molecular function: G protein-coupled receptor activity; olfactory receptor activity. The transcript has 3 exons. The record is from RefSeq and is a predicted model, not a curated record. Gene Ontology annotation, cellular component: membrane.
ACAGGCUCUUAGACUUAUUGACUCCCACCGCUGCCACCACUUUUCUGUGGCAAUCACACAGGGUCCCCAGACAUUUCACCGUCUAUUGAUCCCCAUGCCACCACUUUAUUUCUCACUGCCACCACCCAGGCCCUACCUGGUAAAAUACUGAGUCCAGUCAGGGUUAAAUUGGAACAUAAACUUCUGUUUAUUUAUUGCAGUUUAACAAGUGUGUGGUUUCUUAAACAGUCUCAGUCAGUUACAAUCAUGGGGUGCCUAUCCAGACCUACAUGUUCCGCUACCUGCUCUCACUCACUAAACCACCUCUCAGAUAUUUACUUGUCUUCCUAGCUCCUAACUGUUCGUAACUCAGUUUAUUUUGCUACACUCACUCAACGUAACCACAGACUCUAUCCCAAUUCACUCCCACUCCAACCAACCUCCCAACUAACUCUCCCUUCGUCCCUUCCAGAGCUGGUUUUAUAGUUCCUCUGACUCCACCCCCCUGGGUUCUGAUUGGGUAACCUGUUUAACUAUUUCACCUCCAGCACUCUCAUAUGUCACAGCAGGAAAAAUAUGUUUUCUGAUUUGUAGAUCCUGGCAGCUGGGGGCUCGGAUGUGGACUGGAUGUGAAAAGGCUAUCAGGCAAUUUACAGCUCAAGAGCCUGGUACAUAUCAGAAAAGUAUGGGAACAAAGAAGCAGUCUUUUGAUCUCAAGGUCCUUUGAGCAUAAACAAAGUUCAGCUGUGCUGGUCUCCUUAUAAUCAGCAGAUAUAGUCCCAUCAUACAGCCAUUGGUAAUUAACCUAAAGAAAUGAUUGGUCCCUAAACCCCUUCUCCACGUGGGAUUCUCAAGGAUAAAGCUUUGGGGAAUUCAGAUGAAAACUGCAGAACAUCUUGCCCUGGCAUUUGUUGCCAGAAGGCGUUUGACCAGCAAAGAGAUUUUGACUACUCGCUGUGCUUUGAACUAUUGGAUUUUAGAAGCUAAACUGGUGCCCGACCCCUUGGUACAUCUACCUGUUGGAUUUCUGUCUGCGUCCCGGUACAGUGACACAGGACUGGGCAACCCGGGCCCAUGGACUGUGAGAAUGGCACAGACAUUGUCGAGUUUGUCCUUCUGGGUUUUUCCGCCCAGCCUAAAGAGCAGCCACUCUUGUUCCUAAUCUUUCUGCUGAUGUAUGGAGCAGGACUUCUGGGCAACAUCAUGAUGAUCAUUCUCAUCUCUCUGGAUGCCCGACUCCAGACUCCCAUGUAUUUCCUGCUUCGGAGCCUCUCUGUGGUGGAUGUGGGCUUCCUGUCAGUCACUGUGCCUCAGAUGUUGGCUCACAUCAUCUCCACUUCCAAGACUAUCCCUUUCUACUGCUGCAUGGCUCAGUUCUUCUUCUUCUGCGUGUUUGGCGUGACUGACCUUCUGAUAGUGAGUGUCAUGGCUCUGGAUCGCUAUGUUGCAAUUUGCAAUCCACUACACUACACUACGGUAAUGAACCAGAAGGUCUGUGGACACUUGGUAGCUGGCUGCUGGCUUGUUUCCACCCUCCACUCCAUGCUCCAUGCCAGCCUCCUCCUGCGUCUCAGUUAUCGUGGGGACAACCACUUGUUCCAUUACUUUUGUGACCACCAGCCCCUCCUGCAGCUGUCCUGCUCAGACACCAGCGUCAAUGAAGCCCUCAUCUUCUUUGAAGGUUCCGUCGUCCUUCUUGGACCUUGUGUAUUAAUCCUACUCACCUACAUCCGCAUUGUGGUAGCUGUGAUGAAGUUAUCUUCGGGGAGGCGCAAAGCUUUCUCCACCUGUGGCUCCCACCUCACCAUGGUGACCCUCUUCUAUGGAGCCAUCAUUGCUGCCUACUUUCUGCCAAAAUCCAGCUACUCAUCGCAUCGAGGGGCUGUCUUUGCUGUGGUGUACACUGUCAUCACCCCAAUGUCCAACCCUUACAUCUACAGCCUCAGGAACAAAGAUGUCAAGGAAGCUCUGUGGGGUCUCCUGGGGAAGAGGGUCUUUUUUCAACAGUAAUCGUGAGAGGUUGGUUAACAGGCUAUGAUGUACUGAAUCAGAUUCAGACGUGGAUGGCUAAAGGGAAUAAUGGGACCUUGUUCAACGUACGCACGUUCAUUCAAAUAUUUGUAUUCCACCUCUCUUCUUCUUUUAUAAUAUUUUUUAUUAAAUUUUCAAUUUUUCAUUUUCAAAUAAACAUUUUACAAACUUUAAAAUAUCCAGUGAUUUCCCUUCUUCUCUUUCCAUGGUUCAUUCUAUGUAUCCUACAUCCCUGCAUAUUUUACUGUAACCAUUCAGAUCAGUUUUCCACUUUUACAUCCAUCAAAA